AUGGCUAUGAAGCGUAUAACUAAAGAGUUACAAGACCUUAAUCGUGAUCCCCCAGCCCAGUGUUCAGCCGGACCAGCUAAUGAUGAUUUAUUUGACUGGCAAGCUACUAUCAUGGGACCAGCUGAAAGUCCAUAUGAAGGUGGUGUUUUCUUUCUGAAAAUAAUAUUCCCCACAGAUUAUCCCUUCAAACCCCCUAAAGUCAGUUUCACUACCAAAAUCUAUCAUCCGAAUAUAAACUCUAAUGGCAGUAUCUGUUUGGAUAUCCUCCGAGGCCAAUGGUCUCCUGCUCUUACAAUAUCGAAAGUUCUGUUAUCAAUCUGCUCAUUAUUGACAGACCCUAAUCCAGAUGAUCCACUGGUUCCAGAAAUCGCACGGCAAUACAAAUCAGAUCGUAAGAAGUAUGAUGCAGUCGCCAAAGAGUGGACACAGAAAUAUGCUAUGUGA
This is a messenger RNA of Trichobilharzia regenti, 444 nucleotides long. The record is from the annotation of a GenBank genome assembly. NCBI's taxonomy places the organism in Eukaryota, Metazoa, Platyhelminthes, Trematoda, Strigeidida, Schistosomatidae.